AUGCAAAUCAGGCAUCUCAAGUCCAUCAUCCCUGCCGCGGAUCUUCCUUCGCGAAUCACCGCGUUGGCAUGGUCUCCAAACAACCAAAAGCUCGCCGUCGUGGGAAGCGACAAGGUCGUGCAGCUCUUUGACGAGACGGGCGAGCGCAAGGACCGCUUCGCUACCAAGCCAGCCGAUCCAAAGGCCGGCAAGAGCUACUAUGUCUGCGCGAUGGCAUUUUCACCUGACUCGACCAAGCUCGCGAUCGCUCAGUCCGACUGCAUCGUGUUUGUUUACAAGCUGGGCCUCGAGUGGGGUGAGAAAAAGUCCAUCUGCAACAAGCUCAUCCAAACCGCGGAAAUCACCUGUCUGACCUGGCCCAAGGAGCAGCACAAUGCCCUGGUCUUUGGCAUGGCCGAUGGGAAGGUGCGCGUCGGCAAUCUCAAGACCAACAAGGCAGCGACUCUUUACCAGAGCGAGAGCUGUGUCAUCUCUGCGUCCAGCAGCGUCGAUGGCAACGCCAUCAUCACCGGCCAUAUGGACGGCUCCAUCAACCGGUUCUUCUUUGACGACGGCAUAUCGGGUGCCUCUCAGGGCAAGUUUGUUACCCAUCGCUGUCCCCCAAGCGCCCUGGGCUGGGGUGAAAUGGUGGUAGCUGCUGGAACGGACCGAUGCGUCGUCUUCUACGACAACGAAGGCCGUGUUGCUCAGGAGUUUGACUACAGUCGAGAUGACGAAGAGCAAGACUUUACUGUCGCCGAAUUCAGCCCCAGUGGCCAAAGCGUCGUCAUCGGCAGCUUCAACAGGUUCCACAUAUACAACUACCAGAGCUCCAAGGGAACCUGGGAAGAAGCCCCGGUCAAGAUCAUCGAGAACUUUUACACCGUGUCGUCUCUGGCUUGGAAGCCGGACGGCUCCCGACUCGUCGUGGGAAGCAUGUGCGGCGCCGUUGAGCUGUUUGACUGCUGCCUGCGCCGCAGCAAGUACAAGGGCAAGUUUGAGUUCACCUAUGUCUCGCCGAGCCAGGUCAUCGUCAAGCGCCUGUCGACGGGCAGCCGCAUCGUCCUCAAGAGCCACUACGGAUACGAGAUCCAGAAGGUCAACAUCUUCCAAGACCAGUAUCUGAUCGCCAACACACCCGACACGCUGCUCAUGGGGGAUCUCGCAAGCUGCAAACUCAGCGAGAUUCCGUGGCAGGGAAGCUCAAACGAAAAGUUUUACUUUGAGAACCCGCAAGUGUGCAUGGUCUUCAACGCCGGCGAGCUUUCGAUUGUCGAAUAUCCUUUUUGUCGUUGUUGUUGUUACCUCACUUUGGCGUUCCCGACCGGAUGCAUCUGCGCCAAUCCGCGAUCGUUGUUUCCAGCCUUCAUCCUUAACCACUCGACAAGAGGCCGUUUGGAUGCAUCGCUCAGCCCAUCUAACCCGUACUACCAUGGCCAUUAUCAUAACCAUCAUCGCAACCACCCCAGUGUGCGACUGAACGAGCGAAGAUCUGAUGAAGAAGUCAAGCGCAUCGCCUACCUGAUCGACCUGCAGACGAUCCAUAUUCUAGAUCUGACCAACGGACUGAACAUUGCCGACAUCAAUCACAAUGCCAACAUCGAUUGGCUUGAGCUCUCUGGAAAGGCCAACAAGCUCCUCUUUCGAGACAAACGCAGGCAGCUGCAUCUCUACGACAUCAACACCCAGACCCGAACGACUCUUCUGCACUACUGCAGCUAUUGGGUGCCCAACAGCGACGUUGUUUGUGCGCAAAGUCGAUCAAAUCUGUGCAUUUGGUACUCGAUCGACUCGCCUGAGCGAGUGACCAUGUUUCCCAUCAAGGGCGAGGUCGAAGACAUUGAGCGCUCUGCAGGACGAACCGAGGUCAUCGUGGACGAAGGCGUCAACACAGUGUCAUACACUCUGGACGAGGGGCUUAUUGAGUUCGGAAGCGCUCUCGAGGACAAGGACUACGAACGGGCGGUCUUCUUGCUCGAAACCCUGGAGCUGACGCCGGAAACAGAGGCGAUGUGGAAAACACUGAGCACCAUGGCCCUCAAGGACCAGAGACUCCCGAUUGCCGAGAGAUGCUAUGCAGCCCUCGGCGACGUGGCCAAGACACACUAUUUGCACAAGCUCAACAUCCAGAUCGAUGAAUUCAAACUGGAGGGACACAUUGACGAGAUGAUGCACUAUGCUGUGCGAGCUAAACUCGCGAUCCUCGAGAAGCAGUUUAUGGCUGCAGAGCAGAUCUAUCUGGACCAGGAGAAAAUAGAAGAGGCAAUGGAAAUGUACCAAGACAUGCACAAGUGGGAUCUGUCCAUCAAGGUGGCCGAGGCCAAGAACCAUCCAGAGCUGGAGACCCUGAGACGCAACUACUUUUCGUGGCUCUUGGAGUCAAACCAGGAAGACAAAGCUGGCGAGCUCAAGGAAGAAGAAGGCGACUACAUUGCCGCGGCGAAUCUCUAUCUGAAAGGAGGCAUGCCGGCCCGAGCCGCUGUGUUGCUCGCUCAACACAAUCUUUCCUCCAACAUUGAAAUCACGGAGAGAGUCGCCGCCGCCCUCUUCAAAUCUGGGCUAUACGAGAAGGCCGGCGAGCUAUACGAAAAGCUCGGCAGUGCCGACCGAGCCAUCGAUGCAUACAAGAAAGGCAAGGCAUUCCGGGCCGCCGUGGAGCUGUCGCGACUGCUGUUCCCGCAAGAGGUCAUCCACUUGGAAGAGCAAUGGGGAGACCAUCUCGUCUCUCAAAAGCAGAUGGAUGCCGCCAUCAACCACUACAUUGAGGCUGGGUGCUCACUCAAGGCCAUUGAGGCAGCCAUUGCAUCAAAGCAGUGGCGCAAGGCAACGAGCAUCGUCGACUCGCUGCAGCCCAUCGAGAGCGGUCGCCCAUACCUCAUCCAGCUGGCAAAGCACUUUGCCGAGACGCAUGACUAUGCUCUGGCGGAGAAAUACUUUGUCGCCUAUGGCCGUCCUCAGGACGCCGUGGACAUGUAUACCUCUGCUGGAAAGUGGGAAAAGGCUCACGGGCUGGCAACGACGUACAUGUCCGCGGAGGAGGACGCAGAAAAGCUGUACCUGACCGUCGGUGAGCCUGAUCUGGCCAUCAAUAUGUACAAAAACCACAAGCAAUACGAUCAGAUGAUCCGGCUGGUGACUUCGUACCACAAGGAUCUGCUCAUCGAGACGCACCUCUACCUGGCCAAGACUCUCGAGACCGAGGGGAACUUCAAGCAGGCCGAGCACCAUUACAUCGAAGGCAAGGACUGGAAGUCCGCCAUCAACAUGUACUGUGCCAACAACAUGUACGAGGAUGCGUAUCGGAUCGGAAAAGCCUACGGCGGCCCCAACUCGGCCAAACAGGUGGCCUAUCUGUGGGCACGCUCGCUUGGCGGCGAGAGCGCAGUCAAGCUGCUCACCAAGUUUGGGCUGCUCGAUGCAGCCAUUGAUUUUGCAACCGAGAACGGCGCCUUUGACUUUGCCUUUGAGCUCUCGCGCUUUGCCGACAAGUACAAGCUUGCCGAUGUUCACUACAAGCACGCCAUGUUCCUGGAAGACGAGGGCAAGUUCCCGGAGGCGGAGGCAGCCUUUAUCUUGGCCGGCAAGCCCAAGGAAGCCAUACUGAUGUACAUCCACAACGAAAACUGGGAUGCGGCCCUGACGGUGGCUGAGACAUACGAGCCCAACAGCGUCGCAGAGGUGCUGAUCGGGCAGGCCAAGGUCGUGUUUGACAAGAAGGAAUACACCAAGGCCGAGUGCCUGCUGCUGCGUGCCCAGCGGCCAGAUAUCGCCAUCAAGCUCUACAAGGACGCCAACAUGUGGAAGGAGGCCAUCAACUUCACCAAGGAAUACCUGCCCCACAAAGUGGCCGAGAUCCACGACGAGUAUGACCGCUACGUCUCUGGGCAGAACCACUCUGGGCGAGACGAGAUGCUUGCGGCGGCACGCAUGCUCGAGCAGCAGAAGGACUACUCCCGCGCCAUCGACGUGUAUCUCAAGAUGACUCCGAGCCAGACAAACAACAUCGAGUUUCUGGAAGAGCUCUGGGAGAAGGCCGUCGAGCUUGCGAUGAAGUUUGUCCCCGAGCGCGGCCAGGAAGUGGUGGCGGCGGUCGGCAGCCGACUCAUCGAGAUCAAGCGGUACCAGCACGCCGCCGAGUUCUUUGCAGGCGUCGAGCUUUACAAGGAUGCCAUCGACGCUUACGUUAUGGGUGGGCUCUGGGACAAGGCUCGCGCCGUGCUGACGUUGGCGCCAAAGUACUCUGAAUACGUCGAGAAUGCAUAUGUGGCCCAUCUGAAGAAGCAGGGCAAGGCCGAGGUCCUGGUGAACGUCGAUGCGGCGGCAGGAAUCGACCUGUACGCAUCUCGAGGAGAAUGGGACAAGUGCCUUGAAAAGGCAAGCCAGCAGGGAUCCGAUAUCCUGGGCAAGUACUUGAUCACAUAUAGCAUUGCCAUGAUCAAAGAAGGCAAGUUUGAGCAGUGCGUCCAAACCAUCCUCAAGUGGGGCAUCUUCACGACAUCGAGCCACCUGGAUGUCUAUGCCCGUCUCUCGCGCGAGAUCUUUCACCAACGGGCACCAACGGCGGUGGCGUCUCUCAAAGAUCUGCUCUUCAAGCUGAUUCACGGAUCGACGCUGCAGCCUCAGAGCAACCUCAACCCCGAGUUCCACACCUUUCUGUUCAUUGCGCAUCUGCUGAACCUCCGAAACUACUGCUCCAAGAAACGGGAGCUGGCGUAUUUUGUUGCCAAGCAAUCCAUCAGUCUGCUUCGGUACUCUCGCGACAUCCCAGCCGACCGUGCCUUCUUUGAAGCCGGAGAGGCGGCAAAGAGUGCUGGCAUGAAUGCCAUGGCAUUUGUUUGCUGGAACCGAUACAUUGACAUCAGCGAAGCUAUUGAGGAGGGCGACGCCUCGCUUCUAGAGAACGCCGACUUUGAAAACACAGAUGUGCCAUUCGACAUCGAGCUACCGGAGGAGAUUUACCAGGCAAGUGAGUCGAGACGAGAAGAGGUCCGCGACUGGGUUCUGCAAGUCUCUCUGGACCAAAAGACGGCCCAGGAAGUCGACCGCCGCGACUGCGAGGAAUGCAAUGCCAAGUUGUACGAUGCGUCGCUGGUGUGCUACAACUGCCACACAACCCACGAGCCUUGCGUAAUCACAGGAUAUCCUGUCUUGAGAAACAAGGUCAAGUGUCCCACCUGCAACAGGCAUGCCAACAAAGAGGACUGGAACACAUUCGUCAUGGCUGAACGAGUCUGCCCUUGGUGCAUGAGCGCACAAGCACCCAUCUACUUUUCCCACUGA
Molecule: messenger RNA, 5259 nt
Organism: Polychytrium aggregatum
Lineage: Eukaryota; Fungi; Chytridiomycota; Chytridiomycetes; Polychytriales
Exons: 29
Coding region: 1-5259 (1752 amino acids)
Biological process (GO): intraciliary transport
Cellular component (GO): ciliary basal body; intraciliary transport particle B; axoneme
Molecular function (GO): protein binding
Source: RefSeq, a predicted model, not a curated record